This is a messenger RNA of Ooceraea biroi (clonal raider ant), 4617 nucleotides long. RefSeq names its product chromosome partition protein Smc. Lineage: Eukaryota; Metazoa; Arthropoda; Insecta; Hymenoptera; Formicidae. The record is from RefSeq and is a predicted model, not a curated record.
AUGAAUAAACAAUAUUUGAACAAUGUACAACUUCACGUUAUAAUCAAACGUCGUUAUUAUCAUCUAAUCGAAUCGUUCAUUCUGCUGACACUCGCAGAAUCCGAUUGCGGACGAAUUCGUAAAAUUCCGAUAAACACGAUACAAAAACAGAAUCAAAGAGAUACGCGUCGUGCCGAAAAUGUCAACUGUCAUGCUACUUUGGCGAAUGCACAGGAAAAAAUUGUUGAAAAAGCAAGCAACAUUGCGCAAAAGGCAGCGCAGGAAGCAAAAGCCGCGUCCGAAGCGCAAAAUAUCGCUGGUCAGCAAGCAGCGCGUCAAGUGAAGGCUCAACUGGCGGAGAAGGCGGUUCAAGCUGCUAAAGCUGCUAAUGCGGCCUUAUCGGGUAAGGAAGCGAUGGUCGAGCAGCUGCGAGAGGAAGUGAAGGAGGCACGAUCGGUGGUCCAGGAAGAAACGUCCUCCUUGCAACAGGCUCAAGCUAACGUUAAUACCGCGAUCCAGGCAGCGCGGCAAUCUCAAAAUCAGUUGAAGACAUUGACGAAUGCGGUGCGUAUAGCGAAAUCGAACAUGGUAAACGCGCAGGCGGCUGCGAAUGGGGCACAGAGAUCGCUGCGAGAAAAAGAGGAGUUGUUGGAAGCGGCCAAAAGACGAGUGGAUGAGCUGUCGAAUCAAUUGCGAAGCGCCCGACAGGAUCUCGUAAACACGAAUCGCGCGGCAGCUAAAGCCAAUGCAGCUGCACAGGAGGCAAAGAUGAACGCCACCAGGAACAAAAGAAGAUUGGCGAAUCUCAGAAGAUUGCACGCGCCGCGUCCAAGUGCAGCGUAGACUUGCUUGAGGUUGCUACCUCAUCAGUGGUAUCAGAAGAUUUUUCUUAAUAAACAUUUUAUACAUGCAGAUUUAAUGUGCGUGUUCUCUAUGACAAAUGGACGAAAUGAGCGAAAUGAGAGAUUCGGCAAUUGGGGGGAGGUACAGUUGUUUGCGCGCGCGCUUCCAAGUGAUUGUUAGUCUCAGUUCUUGAUAUUUUUAUAGGCAACUGAAUGAAUGAACAAAUAAAAAAUCACAGAUAAUCGUACUGGCAAAACACAUUGAUAUUUAUGUAGUUUAUAGAGAGAAAUAGCGUCUCGUAAAAGGGAAAAUUUUUUGACAAAAAUAUCAAAAAUUUCAAUUGAUCAUCAAGAAUGUUGAUACGUUGAUACUUGUCAUACUGAAAUACGUCACGUCAUACGUCGUACUUUUCGAUAUGCAAUUACAUAACCAUUACAUUAUGUGCUGACAUUUACAUUGAAAUAGCGGCUUGGUUCACGAAUCAAGGCAGGCGUCACGCUUCGAUUAUGGCUUGCUUUUCUAGAACACCGUGAACGAUGCAUCACUUCCGUAUAAUGUCGCUAAUGCGUCGUGACGCGGAGCUGUGCAUCAAAUCUGUGAUGGUUAUUUAAUUUAAAAAAAGGACAGAAUGUGUAUCGUUCAAAUAACUGAUUCUGUCAAAUUGAUGGUGUCUAUUUCGAUCGUUUUACAGAGCGUAUACUCUUAUGCUUAAACUGCUUAAUCAUUACUGGAAUUUGUGAAAAGGAGAUGUGCGUGGAAGUACGCCGUGACAUUACAAAAUGGCAUACGCUCCAAGCAGUAAUGCAUGAAAUUGCCCUGUACUUGAAAUAGAUUUUGGAAUAUCAAGCCUCUGUAUCACGUAUGUACGCGUAUUGCGUUGACUAGUCAAGCGUCAACCAACACGUAAAACAGGUUUGUCGUUCGCUCGGGUUUAGGUUUUAGGUCAAUGUUCAUUUACGCGAAAACAGUCGAAGAAAUUGCUACAAUUUUGUAAUAAUAGCUUCCAAAUCAAGUUUUCGCAUUCAUCAAGAUUAUACGUAACUAUCUUUUUUUUUCUUGUCAACUCUCAAUCUGUAUAAUCGCGCGUACGCACGUGCAUGACAUAAUAUUAUCAUUUCCAAGGUAAGUUUCUUGAUCUCAAGACUGAUUUGUUUAAACAACAUUAUACGUAUCGUUUUACACACGUAUGCAUACUCGUUCAGUCGAGUCGUACCUUGAAAAAUUAAUGUAAUACAGUCUGUGUGCAGGCCACAACGACCAUUCUGGUCACCUUCGUUCGACAUUGUUUCAAUCACUAAAAUUCUAGAUUAGAUGUCGAACGAACGGUUGAUUUUUCUUGGGUCGUGACCUCUCUCACGUCAGAGAAGCACUUUCACUCGAAAUCCUUGAUUAUUCUUACACAUGAUAUCGCUCAUAAUAUCAUAUGCACGAAUACUCUUUGUACUCUGCAAGGUACAAAGCCGCAUUGCAUGAGCCGCGUUCAUGAAUGAACGAAGUAAGUGAAAUAAUUUUCAAAUGCAUGUACGGUUUAUCAUCAUGGGCGGGCCAUUAACAACCGAGUAUUCGAUAGUAACGACUGGCAAUUAAGAGUCGUGAGGGAAUAAAGUGUAUUUAAUCGCGCAAUGUUCGACUUGGGAAAUGCAAUCUUGAUAAAUGUGUGAUGAGAUUUGGUUGAAUCUUAGAAUUCAGUAACACGCGUGUACGCACUCACGCGCACGUAGCGGAUGCCGUGAUAGAGUCAAUAUCUUAAUUAGCAGUUAACAAGACCACCAUGUACACGCACAUGAGAAAAAUGGAUGUGCAAAAUUGAAACUAAUUCUGCGAAAUAUGUCGAUCGGUAAAGGCGUGGUAUAUGCACAUAUCAGAUAUAUACACAUUACUUGGAAACGAUAUUCCGGAAAAUUAGUUCCGUCUCUGUAGCCAGUCACUUCGCUGCCAUUCAAAGCCAUUCACCGCACCCGAGGGUAUUCAACGAUUCCCUCGCGACGGCGCGGCGCGGCGGCGCAAGCGUGAAUGCGAAUAUAAUGCAUGUUUAAUCACAAUCAUUUCACCCCCAUAACUCAGACGCGAUCACUACCGGUGUGCUAUCAGUCUGCCGCUCUAUUAUACUUGGUGUCUAAUUUCUCCUGCAUUGUUUUUUUCUACUAUAUUAUAUCGCAGAUUGUUUUGCCGGUUAUACAAACGUGUUUCUUCUUAUUUGUCAAACAUUUUGCCAAAACGUCAUCUUGCCAUAAUUAAUACCUCUCAUAAUCUGUUAUAGUAAUAACUGUAAUAAUAUUGACAAAUUUUCAAGCGAGAUUUGGUAAAAGUGAAAUUCACUUUUAGUAAAGCGCAGAGGACAUUAUAUAUUGACACAACGUUAUCUCAAGUUCUCAAGAUUGAAGCGUUAUUCAUUAUAUUGUCAAAAUUGACAAUAUUUUAUUCAACGAAACGCUCUCUCUCUCUUGAAAUUUAUUAGUAAAAUAUUCAUAGUCAAUAUUUUUGUUAAACAGUCAAAUUGUAAUAUCGUGGCUAACGUGGCUUUGAGACACCUUAUAGUUAACUAGAGAACCAAAUCACCGCUCGAGAUCUAAACACUUCUUAAUCGCUGAAAUUAAUGAUCGAAAGUCAGUGCGAUGCUUAUCCCUUAGGCGGUCUGGUUGCAUGAGCUAAAUGUGGUUUAAGCAGGAAUCCGGAAAAUAACUCCAUGUGCAAUUAAGACGAAAUAAUCUCAUUAAAAACCGUGACAGCUGCUAGCAAUAGAUCUUGAUUGCCAUUUAUUUCUGUAAACUAUUACGAGUAUAUAUUUUACGAAAUUGAAAUAAUUCGAAUUAUCAACAUUAACAUUGAAGAGUCGAACUUUUGUCGAGUGUUUGAGUUUCGUUGAAUUAUGUCUAUGAAGAGAAUGAAGAAGACUGUGCUUUUUUCCUUAGGUUUAUCACCACGUGAAUACGCACGGUUCGCCUUAUUAUUUCUGACGUAAUAAUAAUAACGACAUUUGCAAUUGUUAUUGUAUAUUUAUUGUAGUAUAUUGAGAUAAAAAUCAGCUGGGGCCGCGAUAAAGAGACACAAGCAGCGAAAGCAGCUGCAGUCACUCUCGCUGGCAAAUGAGCGGUGAUCGGCCAACUGUACGACGGGAGAUGAAGGAGGCAGAGAGCGUUGUCCAAGAGGAGAGCUCCUUACAGCGCGUGCAAGCUGAUGUCAAUAUUACCGGACAAGCACAACAGCGGGUAAAAUGCCUCGCGUAACAGAUAAUGCGUUCAAAUAGAACGUUCGCGCAACAGAUAAUGCAGCACAUGUACGAUUAACUUGAACGAUGUAGUCUUUCUUUCGCAUCGAUCUCACCUGAAGAUUGAUGCAGACGGUGCAAAUGGCGAAUACAACUUUUUGAAACGCCGAAGAUGCGCGGAAAAUAUUCGACGAGAAGAAACAAUUACUCGAAGAAGCUAAAAACAGUCGGCCAGUCAUAAAAAUUCACAUAGAUGAGGCCAAUGCAAAUAUCGAGAUAAGAUCAAAUCGAAGUCAAAGAUUAUGUCGCAAAAAGUGUCAAUGUACUUUCGUAACGUAACAUUUAUUUGUGAAAAGAUAUUGCGAAACACAUUUUCAAUUUUUAUAUUGACUCGAUCAAGUUAAAACGUUAUCGCGUAAUCUUGUUUCAAGUCUCUAGCGUGUUGGCUUACCUACAGUCGAAAAUCGUAAGGAAUCUAGCAUAGCUUUUAUAGAUUUACUUGUCGUGCUAGCGUUCAAUGAAAGAUGGAGACAUGCGUAUGUUCUUGUAUGAAAAAUAAUACGAAUAAUAAUAAAACGAAAUAACAC